AUGUCGUCCUACGUCCUCGGUCGUGUUCAGUUUGGCGAGAAGACCCUCGAGAAUCGCAAGGUCGCGCUCGAAAAAUCGCCAUCGGUUACGCGCUUCAACGACAUCUGCGCCGAGUGCUCCUACUGCGGUGACAUAGUAUAUUUCACUGCAGGGGGAUCCUACGCUAUCGAAUUUCUCAUGGAACACCUGAAGGCGGUGCAUGGCGGUCUAUCUAUUGGCUUCCGCGGAGAAGUGUCCGCCCCAGGCGUCGCGACAACGCAUGCGCUGACCGAAGACACUCCUCUCGUGGCGUCUAAUGCCUUUGUGAGGGAAUACGGUACUACGUUCUUGGUGGGUGCGGGACGCAGGACCGCCGCAGCGGCGGUUCUCCUGGACUUCGCUGGGCAGGCAAGUGGUUCGCUAUUUGCUUCCGGCUGA
Messenger RNA from Schizophyllum commune H4-8, 417 nucleotides. RefSeq lists its product as uncharacterized. The record is from RefSeq and is a predicted model, not a curated record. NCBI's taxonomy places the organism in Eukaryota, Fungi, Basidiomycota, Agaricomycetes, Agaricales, Schizophyllaceae. The coding region runs from base 1 to 417 and encodes 138 amino acids. The transcript has a single exon.